Molecule: messenger RNA, 960 nt
Organism: Fusarium tjaetaba
Lineage: Eukaryota; Fungi; Ascomycota; Sordariomycetes; Hypocreales; Nectriaceae
Product: 3-hydroxyaspartate ammonia-lyase
Exons: 1
Coding region: 1-960 (319 amino acids)
Biological process (GO): L-serine catabolic process; L-threonine catabolic process
Molecular function (GO): threonine deaminase activity; L-serine ammonia-lyase activity
Source: RefSeq, a predicted model, not a curated record
AUGCCGACCUAUCAAGAAAUUGCAGCUGCAUCAGUGCAGUCGCGAAACCGCAUUCGUCAUCAUAUCUACCAAACACCUCUCAUCCCUGCCAAGAAGGUCGGCCGCGAUCUCAAGGCAAAUGUGCUCUUCAAAGCCGAAAACUUUCAGCUCACAGGAUCUUUCAAAGUCCGAGGUGCCAUGUCCAGACUGUCAGCAGCAGGGCAAGGUCGAUUAAUCACUGCCUCAUCCGGUAAUCACGGUAUCGGCUGCGCUUUAGCAUCGCGGACUUUAUCUAGGGACCUGACUGUUGUCCUUCCUGAGAUUGUCGUCCCUGCAAAGUUCAGUGCGAUCAAGUCAUAUGGCGUCGAUGUGAUUCUUCACGGCACUGAGAAUGGUCUCGCCGAGCAGCAUGCCCAGAAGCUUGCGGCCUCGGGUGAUUAUACUUACGUAUCGCCAUACAACAAUCCUGAUAUCAUUGCUGGCCAGGGUACCAUUGGCCUUGAACUACUUGAGCAGUGCGAUCAUAUCGAUAACAUUUUUAUCUCGAUGGGUGGUGGUGGUCUUAUCAGUGGCAUCGGAUCCGUCCUCAAAGCAAACAACCCACGCAUCAAAGUCUACGGUGUUUCAGCGAUCAACUCGAAAGCUCUAGCUGCGUCGAUGGCUGCAGGUCAUGUCGUUGAAACAGAGCAUCUUCCCACUUUGGCCGAUGCUGUUGCCGGUGGCAUGGAUGAGGACAGUAUAACACUUGGACUGGCAAAUGCAGUCGUUGAUGACCUCGUUGACUGUGAUGAAGACGAGAUUAAGGAGGCGUUGAAGGAGCUUGCUUGGUCUGAGAGCAUGAUUGUUGAAGGUUCUGCAGCCUUGGCUCUUGCUGGCUUCAACAAGGUCGCUUCAAAGCUAGCCGGGCAAACCAGUGUCAUACUUCUCUGCGGGUCGAAUUAUGAUCAAGCCACGAUUAGUAAGAUAAUCUCUUCACCAUAA